UUCUGACACAAGGGGUCGCUCAUUGGCCGCGCUACUCUCUAGCCUUUCGUCUCUCUCUCUCUGGUGGCUGCUCCUUCCCUCUCUCUCUUUUUCUUCUCUACUCAAUCCUCCUCCCGCCAAUGAUGAUGCGUCGCUGACGUCACGUGGAGAGCCGGGAGCGCCAAGGUUGAAUGUAGGUGGCGAGAACUGUCACUUGGUAAGAACCGGGGAGAGUUAUGUUCCGCUUACCCUCCAGUUCCUGAAGCUAAAAGGGGGCGGAGUUACAUGGUGUGCCGCAAAAGGGGCGGAGCAACAUCGCACAGCGCUGGAAAAAAGGUUGGCACUAAGAAGGAGGGUGGCACUGCUGCAAGCAGCUUAAGUCCAGCUGGGGGAGGAGCCCUACACUCCCCAAACACUGGUCACGAGGGAUGUCUGUAUCAAGACUAGGUAAAAAGGCACUGGACUGGAAAGUUCUCACUCGCUGCUGUAACGUCAGAUAAAGGCUCGGUGAGUGCACGCUGGCAGUUAUAGAUAGGGAAACACUGCCUUGGACAGUUUUACAAAAAAAAUGGACACCACAGGUAGGCACUUCAUGUAGGAAUCAGACAGACUUGUGGCAGAAAUCGUUAAAGACGCAUUGAGGCAUCCACACCAAAGCUUUGCAGAAGAAGCAUUAUCUUUAGGCCACUGAUGGGACAGUAUUCUCCACAACUGUCAGCAGGAAUCCCCUGCUAAGUGUCGCCAAGUUGUCGCUCCUCCUUACUACAGAGUGCAGAAGCUGCAGAUAAUUGCUGUCCCCAGGUUGUGUAACUGAGAGUGCCUUCCCAUUAUGUUCUCAAAACUAUCCUUCAAUAAUAAGUGACUACAGCAAUGAGGAGUAGAACAUUCAUUUUUGUUUAGUGUGUAACCCUCCGCUAGCUCCUCCUCUUGUCUGCACUCACAAUGAGCUCCCUGCUCCCAUUUGAUAGUGUUCUAUGCCUCCUCCUGAGGCUCUCCCUCACUCUGUGGUUCACACUUCUGCUGGUGUUCAUCAUCGUGCCUGCUAUAUUUGGUGUAUCGUUUGGAAUUCGCAGGCUCUAUAUGAAGACGCUGCUUCGUAUUUUCACGUGGGCGACCUUGCGUAUUGAGAGAGGAAUAAAGGAGAAAAGCCACACUCUCUAUAAACCUCUUAGUAAUGGGAUUAUUGCUAAGGAGAGCACUUCCCUUGAGGAAGGAAUCUGGGAGCUUCGAAGCAAUGGGCGCUCUUUGGACAGGCCAGAGUUUGAAUUGUCGGACAUCUUUUACUUCUGUCGACAGGGCAUGGAGAGCAUCAUGGACGAUGAGGUGACGCAACGUUUUUCAGCCGAGGAGCUGGAGACAUGGAACCUACUUACUAGGACCAACUACAACUUUCAGCACAUCAGUGUCCGGCUCACCGUACUCUGGGGACUGGGCAUGCUGGUGCGCUACACCUUUUUACUACCCCUUAGAGUUGCUCUCGCUAUUACAGGGGUCAGCCUUCUGGUUAUCGGUACUACUGUAGUGGGGUUGCUGCCAAAUGGAAGGUUUAAGGAGUUUCUGAGUAAGCAUGUUCAUCUGAUGUGUUACCGGAUCUGUGUGCGUGCUCUUACUGCUAUUAUAACCUAUCAUGGAAGUGAGAAUCGGCCCAGGAAUGGGGGCAUCUGUGUGGCCAAUCAUACAUCUCCAAUCGAUGUGAUCAUUCUAGCUAGUGAUGGAUACUAUGCUAUGGUCGGCCAGGUUCACGGGGGUUUGAUGGGAGUAAUCCAAAGAGCCAUGGUGAAGUCAUGUCCACAUGUCUGGUUUGAGCGCUCUGAGGUGAAGGACAGACACCUUGUCGCUAAAAGGCUUACGGAUCAUGUGCAAGACAAGAGCAAGUUGCCUAUUCUUAUAUUUCCCGAAGGUACUUGCAUCAACAAUACUUCAGUUAUGAUGUUCAAAAAAGGCAGUUUUGAAAUAGGAGCCACGGUGUAUCCAGUAGCUAUAAAGUAUGACCCCCGUUUUGGUGAUGCCUUUUGGAACAGCAGUAAAAAUGGGAUGGUAACUUACCUGCUACGAAUGAUGACUAGCUGGGCCAUAGUAUGUAGUGUUUGGUACCUGCCUCCCAUGACUCGCCAGGAGAAUGAGGAUGCUGUGCAGUUUGCUAACCGAGUGAAGUCAGCCAUUGCACACCAAGGAGGACUUGUUGAUUUGCUAUGGGAUGGGGGACUGAAACGUGAGAAGGUGAAAGACGCAUACAAAGAAGAGCAGCAGAAGGUGUACAGCCGAAUCAUUGCUGGGAGUCAGGAAAAUCGCAGCCGAUCCUGAGCUACAGGACUGGGAAAUAGGCUCCUGAACCACAGUGAUACCAUGGGCAUCUACAGCAAGGAGUACUGCAGGAACCCAGUUCUUGGAGUGAUGGCUGAGGGAAUCUUAAGAGUUACUUGUUUUUAGUAGGUCAGAACACAGAGCUUUUCUGGAUAUCUGUCCUCAAAGGACUGUGGCGCUAAAAAAUAAAAAAAAAUCAUUGGACCCAGUAAGGCUAUAGAUUGGUGCCAAAAUCUAACAGACCGGAGAAGAGCUGGUGUAUAUCUCAGGUCCUUUUACUAUUAUGUAUCUCAAGUCUGUUGACCAUUUCAGAACAACAAAACCCUUACAUCAAAGGGGCUGAACUGCUUCGCAGCUCAACGGAGUUGUUAUUUUAGCGAACUCCCAAGGUCCAUAAAACAUGGAUAAUGAAACCAAAACUGUUAACUGCAGUAUUUACAGUGCAGUUUCAAGACGUGAAAUUUUCCUGAGCUUUAGCCCCACACUACAAAUGGAAGGGACAAAGAAAUCCUGAAUUCAAUCCCUAUCAUCCUUGAAGCUGCCACUGAAAGUCUAGAGUGAUCCUAUGAAGCUUGGAGACGUGCUGUGGCCAUGACCCUUCAUCUACAAACAUGCUCUACAAAGCAGAAAAUACCUAUUUUUAUGUUACAGUUAAUAACACCUCAUACAGUUGUUACUUUUCUUUAUAAAAGCGACAGAUUUUUUUUAUUCAGUCAAGCCCUCUUGAAAGAAAAAAAGCCUAAAAUAGGUCAACAUGAAGCCGCCAAGUCCAAGAACUUCAUUCAGACAUGUGCCUCCCUUUAUGUCUGUUACACCCUGUCCUGCAUGGACUCCAUUACUUGUUUUGUUUUUAUAAAGUUCAAAAAGAAAAAUUAAAAUAACUUGUAAAAAGUAAA
Messenger RNA from Xenopus laevis (African clawed frog), 3179 nucleotides. RefSeq names its product glycerol-3-phosphate acyltransferase 4 S homeolog (gene gpat4.S). Gene Ontology annotation, cellular component: membrane; endoplasmic reticulum. Bases 922 to 2283 code for a protein of 453 amino acids. The record is from RefSeq and is a predicted model, not a curated record. NCBI's taxonomy places the organism in Eukaryota, Metazoa, Chordata, Amphibia, Anura, Pipidae. Gene Ontology annotation, molecular function: acyltransferase activity; acyltransferase activity, transferring groups other than amino-acyl groups; glycerol-3-phosphate O-acyltransferase activity. Gene Ontology annotation, biological process: triglyceride biosynthetic process. The transcript has 13 exons.